This is a messenger RNA of Phytophthora nicotianae INRA-310, 1176 nucleotides long. RefSeq lists its product as hypothetical. The transcript has 4 exons. The record is from RefSeq and is a predicted model, not a curated record. The coding region runs from base 1 to 1176 and encodes 391 amino acids. Lineage: Eukaryota; Oomycota; Peronosporomycetes; Peronosporales; Peronosporaceae. Gene Ontology annotation, cellular component: cytosol.
AUGGGUAACCGCGGGCCGCGUCGGGGUGUACGCGCCGCAUACCGAAGCGAUCCAACGGCCGCCCAGUGUACAAAGAAGCAGGAGCCAACGCCACAGUCGGGAUCGGAUGACUCACCUGGCCCGGAAGGUCGCAGCCAGCCAGAGAUUCUGUCGAUCCGCUGGAAGAAGCCGCGAGGAGCCGUCGUGAUCCAAUACGCGGACGGAAGUCGAUACAAAGGAGGUGUGGAUGAAGAGGAGAGGCGCCAUGGAACAGGUGUCCACAUUCUGCGAUCCGGCCACGUAUUUGAGGGCGGAUGGGUGCACGGGGACUUCGAAGGAUUUGGUAUGCAGACCUUUGCCGGUACCGGUGAUUGCCAUGAAGGCAUGUAUCGUAAGAACCACCGCCACGGAACGGGAACGUACUUGUGGGCCAAUGGUGACAAAUAUGUUGGCAAUUGGCGAGUCGGCAAGAUGCAUGGCAACGGCACGUUCUUUUGGAAGAACGGUGACAGCUAUGACGGUGAAUGGAAAAGAGGGAUGAUGCAUGGCAAAGGCAAGAAGAUUUUCUCAACCGGAGAAAUGAUUGACGGUGGAUGGAGGCACAACCAGGUUAGCGGAUGGGGUAUCAAGAUGUUUACCACCGGGGACAAAUACGAGGGCUAUUUUGUCAAGGGCGAGCGCGAAGGGUUUGGCAAGUACCAGUGGGUGGGUGGAGACUCCCAUGAAGGCACGUGGCAUCAAGGUAUGAUGCACGGCAAAGGCGUGUUUACGACGGCGGGAGGUUCACUGCACGGCACGUGGACAAGCGGUGAGCUGAACGGUCAGGGUGUGCAUCGCUUCCAAUGUGGGAGUGUCUACACUGGCGAGUAUAAAGCUGGUGAGCGACACGGUAUCGGUACACUGACGUUCGCGUCAGGUGAAGUAUACGAAGGCGAAUGGCAUACGGGCGAGAUGCAAGGCUACGGAUCGUGGUCCUCACCUGACGGGAGGAAAUACAUCGGUACGUGGGUUCAUGGUUUCCCGUCCGGUCGGGGUAUUUUCUGUCGGGAACACGAUGAAGAAGACGAGGAAAACGGCGACGGGGACGAGCUCAUCGCUGAACCGAGGCCUCCGUAUGAAGUUGGAGUGUUCAAGCGAGGAAAACUUACAACUAGCGGUAAGCACUAUUUCAUCGGCCGACUAACUGCGCCAUCCUAG